UCCGUUCAACAUCCGAAGCUUUAUUGACACCAUUCACUGUUCUUUGGUGUGCGUAGAAAUGGCGAAAUUGUUUGAGUGAACGUGAAUUACGAAUUUCUGUGGACUCCGAAAAAUAUAUCACGCGAAUAUUUUCGAAAUGGCUAGUGCAGCAAAUAUGAACGCUGUCCGGGAAACAAUGGAUGUUCUGCUGGAGAUAUCGAGGCUUCUGAACACGGGGCUUGACAUGGAGUCACUCUCCAUAUGUGUACGUCUCUGUGAGCAAGGAAUCAACCCGGAGGCUCUCUCUUCUGUUAUAAAGGAACUCCGCAAGGCCUCAGAAAGCGGAACGAGUUAAGAACAGAAGAAACGCGCCAGGAAGGAAACGUUCGGAGUGAUGCUAAACGCAUCAAACGGAUGAGGUGUUCUCGUACUUUGCAGGAUACCUCUUUGGUAGCGUUUCAGUUAUGCAGCAUGGUAAAGUAAUUUGCGUGAUGUGUCUUUGUGGCAGUUUGAAGCACUUGAAUCUGGUCAUUUUAAUCUUUCGUGUGAUGGUAAACUCCAUUACAUCGCUGUGUGCUGUCCUUGGCUGUAGCCGUUUUUUCAGUUGGCUUUCUCCAAAGUGCCGUCCUCAACAGCUUGAUGCGUCCCUGAGGUGGACGGUUCGGAACAGCAGUUGUUUGCUUGUCAACCCAAAACAAAACACAACACAAGGUCUUAACAAGGACUUUAACAACGGCACUCGCCUCCUGUUUGCGUGGUCCUUAGCAUCCAGCGAGAGCAGAGAACGUGGUCUGUGUUUGACGGGAGAUCUGUGUGCCUGUCCAGGGACUAUUCUUCUUUUAAAUGUGUUCCCCCCCCCCCAACCGACUCUCAGCCUAUAAAUGUUUUUGCUACAUAGAUUAAGUAUAUUUUCCAUCCAGUUGUUCUUUAAAUAACAAUGUUCUUUUGAUCAGAGUGUUUUUGGUAUUAUUUUUUGUGGCUGAUUUGAUGUGAUUAUUUUUAAAAUUGAGCAUAUCUUGAUCACACGUUUUGAAAAAAUAAAAUUAACUGAAAGUGUUCAGAA
This is a messenger RNA of Conger conger (European conger), 1042 nucleotides long. It is a transcript of the gene mzt1, whose product is annotated as mitotic spindle organizing protein 1. The record is from RefSeq and is a predicted model, not a curated record. Gene Ontology annotation, biological process: gamma-tubulin complex localization; mitotic spindle assembly; microtubule nucleation by interphase microtubule organizing center. Gene Ontology annotation, cellular component: gamma-tubulin ring complex; spindle; interphase microtubule organizing center. NCBI's taxonomy places the organism in Eukaryota, Metazoa, Chordata, Actinopteri, Anguilliformes, Congridae. The coding region runs from base 137 to 334 and encodes 65 amino acids. The transcript has 3 exons.